UGGUGGCCCUGGUUUGACAUUGGAGCUGAUGCAACGGAGAUGUUUGAGAAUGCUGGUGUAAAAGUACUAACAGACGCAUACAUCCACAAAGAGAAGGAUGAUUACCGAAUUUAUCCACCUCCAAUAUUUUUGAUGAGACCAGGAGAAGUUAUGAAUUCGGAACGCUUAUCAGGUCCAGCAGGACCACCGGCCCCUCCGCCUCCUCCACGUGGAGGUGCGCCGCCUCCCCCACCACCUUCAAACAACCAAGUCGAGGAGCCAGUAUCAACGAGGACAAUAUUUCCGGAGACUUGGAUUUGGGCCUUGGCUACCACUGGCCCUGAUGGAAAUGCAAGCGUUACUGCUACUGUACCUGAUACAAUUACUAAAUGGGUUGC
Molecule: messenger RNA, 377 nt
Organism: Owenia fusiformis
Lineage: Eukaryota; Metazoa; Annelida; Polychaeta; Sabellida; Oweniidae
Source: the annotation of a GenBank genome assembly